Molecule: messenger RNA, 2628 nt
Organism: Archocentrus centrarchus (flier cichlid)
Lineage: Eukaryota; Metazoa; Chordata; Actinopteri; Cichliformes; Cichlidae
Gene: wdr25
Product: WD repeat domain 25
Exons: 6
Coding region: 515-2038 (507 amino acids)
Molecular function (GO): protein binding
Source: RefSeq, a predicted model, not a curated record
UUAACCCAAAAUUCUUACGUCAAAUCACGUCAAUAAACAAUAUAUACGAGGCCGCGACAGUAACAGCACUCUACCCUAAGGUGGAGCGUUAACAAAGCUACCUUUUACUCUCUGGUUUGGACGUGUUAAUUAACGCAAAAUGCUAACUGCUAGCUUUUAAAGAGCAUCGCAUCUAAUUCUAAAUCUCCCGAAACGUCCGUUUUUUUAAAUGAAUAAAAUGGUCAUAAGCUUGUUACCUUGACUAGAUUCUCCCCGCAUCCUUGGAAUCAUUGGCUGGUCCGUGGGGUAUCUGUUAGACAUAUCCUGAAAAGCAAAACAUUUUAAAAUGCGUUGUUAAAAUGCCAGGCAAAAUUAUUUUAAAGUCAAAGCUGCUCUUGCAGUUUUAAACGUUUCAGGAGUGAUUAGUGUGUAUGCCACCUUUAGGUGCGGUAAUCCAUGGAGCCACUAGAUGUCACCGUUGGGCCUCUAAUGAAACAACUCGUGCCUCUCAAUCUUUUCAGAUUUUCAUGUGAAGAUGUCUUCAUUGGUAGACUAUGAAGAUUCAGAGUCAGAUGAUGACUCUUUGGAUCAGAGAGCAGCAGGAGCAACAGAUGCCCAAACAGUAUCUUGUGGACAAAAGCAAGACAAUAAUAACUUAAAAGUAACACCUUGCCCUGGAAGUUUAUCCUCUGACUGGAAAGUGUGGGAAUAUCAGAGAAAUAUGUCAGAAGGAAGCAGCUCUUCCCUCCGUCCUCCCUCCCAGCCACAGAGCUUUACUAACUCUAAGAGAAGAUGUGGUGGUGCACCAGCAAAAGAUUGUAGAGAUACUGAAGCUUUGCUGAAUUUGCCUGAAACUCAGAGGGAGAUAGCAUCCCCACAGGCUCUCCCAUGCAUGCCACAAGGUUUAGGCAAUACUUCAAACUCAGCUAAGAGACAGCUAACUGUCCCAUCUGGUGUCAGACCGUAUAUCUCUAAGAGGAAGAGACUUGCUACUUCAGAGACAGUGGAGCGAAAGCACCCAACAGAUCAAGUCCUAGAGAAUCAGGCCAGAGAAAGCCUGAUUCUCUCAGAUGUGUCAGCAAGACUGAAACCGUAUCUUGCCCAAGAGCCCAGCGCGGCAGGAAUACCCAGGAGACUUCUGAUGAGCCUGGGAGGCCACCAGGGCCCAGUCAACACAGUGCAGUGGUGUCCUUUGCCCCAUGUCAGUCAUCUGCUGCUGUCUGCCUCCAUAGACAAGACUUUCAAGGUGUGGGAUGCAGCAGAGAGUGGGCGAUGCCUCAGGGUUUACACCUGCCAUUCGGGAGCUGUGCGUGAUGCCUGUUGGACCCCCUGCGGGCGGCACCUUCUCACUGGCUCAUUUGACAACACGGCUCUGAUCACUGAUGUGGAGACGGGGCAGCCGGCAGUGAAAGUGGACAACGAAUUUAAGGUGAUGUGUGUGGUCGUGCAUCCCAGCAAUCCGGAGGUUUUCCUGUGCGGAGGUUACAGUUCAAUGGUCAAGGCCUGGGACUCUCGCAGCUGCAAGGUGGUGAAAGUUUACAAAGCAGGGAUCCAGCAGACCUUGGACAUCCUCUUUCUGGGAGGUGGUGCGACUUUUAUAACAAGCUCUGACUGUGUGAGCAGAGACUCUGCAGACCGCACCCUUAUCGCCUGGGACUACCAGACCACAGCCAAAGUCUCCAACCAGAUCUACCAUGAGCGUUACACGUGCCCAAGCCUGACUCUCCACCCGCUGGAGGAUUCCUUUGUUGCCCAGACCAAUGGGAACUAUAUGGCAGUGUUUUCCUCCCAGCCGCCGUAUAGAAUGAACAAAAGGCGGCGAUUUGAAGGACACAAGGUGGAGGGAUAUGCGAUAAAGUGUGGCUUUUCUCUGGAUGGGACUGUCCUGGCCUCAGGGAGCUCCACCGGCUCUGCUCACUUCUACGACUACCACACAGCUUGCAUGGUGCACACGCUCCAUGCCCAUAGCCAGCCCUGCCUUUGUGUGUCUCAGCAUCCCAUCCUACCUACAACUGUGGCUACCUGCGACUGGGCUGGUGAGAUUAAGGUCUGGCACUGACAACCGAGUAUGGACAAAGAUACUCUAGACUUAAAAAGUAUCAGGUUAGCCAUGAGAUGGAAGACUGUAUUAAACUGAAAAGUCAUGUGUGCAUUUAUCUUCAAGACUAUAGUUUUCAUAAUCUCUCGGUAUAAGAUAAGAAGAACUUGGAAAAAAAUGCUGAAAGUCAGCAAAUCUAUUAUCUACUGAUUCCUUUGGAAAACAUUUUUUACACCAAGUAUCUUGCAAAGCUUUCAUAUUGUCAUAAAAAACUGACUUGAUUUCUGUCGCUUUGUGUAAAUCACACGUUAAGCCUUUUAUUCAUAUUUGUCCCAUCUUUUCACAUCCUGUAAUCUUGGUGGUUGAGAUGAAAUCAGUUAAAGUUACACUGUAUGAGAUCAAAGAAAGCUUCUUUACAGUUAACAGUUCAAAGAGUGAACUAUUGUUGUGGGUGUUAUCUCAAGUGGUAGGCGGUGGGAAAGUAGUCUAGAUGCAUAUAUGCCCACAAAAACAUAACCCCAGUGCUUUUAUAGUCCUGCCUUCCACUCCAAAUACAGCAAGGGAUUUCAACAUCACCAUAUUCUUCAAGAUUUUUUUUCAAAAUAAAAAUA